UCAGAGACACGAGAAACCGUCUGAUUCAGUCACCAAAGUGGGGGAAACGUGACAGUAGGGGACAGAGAGAGGUUGAGGAGAGGAGACCAGUGUGUUUAUUUCAUACGAGUGAAGUAGAGAGGGAAUAAAUAAAUGUUAGUGAGUUGAAGUGAGAUAUAGUUAUACCCAAGUUGGAAAAGCUCAAGUGAGAGAGAGGGGGCGCGAGUUGAGAAAGAGUCUCGAUCGCAACAGCAUGAAACGUUCAGGCAUGUCUCGAACUCCCGGCAUGCUCGUUGCUGGCGAGUAGACACUAAAUACUCUCUGUGUCUUUACCUUUGGAAUACCAAUUUUACACAUUUUUAUAAUCCCUUUAUUAUAUUGUCUUUGAAACCAGUACCAGUGGUGAGGUUAAACAGAGGUUAUAUCAGUGUAUCGGUUACGGGCUCUCGACAUUUGUGCAUUUUUUUCUGUGCUCCGAUAUUUUUCGGCUCCGUUUGCUAAUUAUUCACGUGAAUACUGGAUUUUUUUUUUUUUUCGACAAUCUGACAGUGAGUGUGUGACAAGCAACUCGAAAAGACCAUCUCGGAUUCUGUUUGUUUUUUGGCUUUUUUUUUUUUUUGGAGAGAGGUUGUGAGACGAGUGACAGUGGGUUUUUUUUUUCUUCGAGUUUAGUCAGUGCCGGGGUAAACGGUUUGGGAGUUUUUUUUACCAGAAAUACCACUGGUUGAACUGUUUGUUGUUGGGAACAGUUUGGAAACUGGAGGUUGAAGGAGGUUAUUGGAGAGUUCGUGAAGAGUUUAAUUCACUUACCCACUGAUAAAUGAAAGGAUCAAACUUGAGAAUUUAUUCCGAGUUCUGGGGAAUGGAUAAACAGGUUGUGGUGAAGUGAGUGAAUUUUUUUUUUUUCGUCUACUGGGUAUAUAUCCUGACGAGUGGUUUUAGUGAAGAAACAUCAUUUUUUGGGUUGGAGUUUAUUGCGGGGAAUUGAUUGUUGAAAGGUGAAUUGUUGAUUGAUUCGUUGAUUGGGAAUUGGUGGGUCCUGAAGAUCUGUAUUUUCAAUGAUCAGUGGCUGGGUCGUGUCCAGUGAUAUUUAUAUACAUCUUUAAAAAAAAAACUGGUAACAGACACGCAUCUUCUUCUGCUGUUUCCCCCUCUUCACUGGCCCCUUUCCCUUGGUGACUUCUUCCCCCGGCAAUGUUAACGGUGGAAUUCCGCUCUAGAGGAAUCUGAAGGCGGGGACUCUGACGUCACUCCGCUCAUGAUAAUGAGAGCGCAGUGAAAUAUGCCAAGGAGACGGAAUGGGGAGAUACCACUUCCGGACGGGUGGGACGUCGCCCAGGAUUUUGACGGAAAAACCUACUUCAUCGAUCAUAACACCCGCAAAACCACCUGGAUCGAUCCUCGAGACAGAUUCACGAAGCCUCAGACGUUCGCGGACUGCAUUGGAAAUGAGCUGCCCCUUGGCUGGGAGGAGGCAUACGACAAACACGUGGGCGCUUACUACAUCAAUCAUGUCAGCCAAACGACCCAACUUGAGGACCCCAGGCAGGAGUGGAGGGCUAUACAAGAAGCCAUGCUCAGGGAGUAUCUGCAAACCGCACAGGACGUACUCGAGGCGAAGAAGGAGAUUUAUGACGUGAAACAGCAGAGGCUGUGUCUAGCUCAGGACGAAUAUGAUCAUCUCAAUAAUGCACUCACCACCCUCGGAGCUUCCCGCACAAGUUUGUGCUCGAGCUCUAGCUCACUCAGUACUAAGUACGACCCGGAUCUCCUCAAGUCUGAUGUGGCAUUGGCGAGGGAUCGAGUAUCGAGACUCAAAAGGGAACUCGAACAAAUCCGAGCUGAAAUGAAUUGCACUCAACGAGGAGUCGACACCCUAGCGAGCGUGGAACAAAAACUGAAUGCCCACCACGGCGGCUGCUACAACAUAACGGAAGCCCAGGCCAUAAUGACAGAACUCCGAAAUAUCCAAAAAUCUCUGUCCUCCGGGGAGAAAGAGAAAGCGGAAUUAAUGCAAUCCUUAGCCCAACUGAAGGAUGAGCUGACAAGGUUACAAUUGUGCGAAGGAAGUCCUGACGCAAGCACCCUGAGUCUCCCCCAAGAGAAGCUCAGCACAGCCUCCCAGACGGAUUUGUCCGGUGAGCUAGUGCCGAUAGGCACACGCCUAGCUGAAAUGGCGAGAAUGAGAUUACAAUACGACGAGGCGAGAAAAAGAAUUCAAUCAAUUCAACAGCAGCUCGCUGACCUCGAGGAGAAAGUGACACCAGGUCAGACAGAGAGUGAUAAGGACAAGCUUCUGCUUUUCCAAGAGAAAGAGCAAUUGCUGCGAGAACUCAGGAGUAUCACACCAAGAACCAGAACCCACCAAGACAUGAAGAAGAUCCAGUGCGAGAUCAGAAGACUGGAGCAGGAUUUGAAUAAUGCCCUGGAGCUAUCAAAUAAGACGAUAACUGACAGAGUGAGAUUGCACGAGGAAAAGCAACUGCUGUUGCAGCAGUUACGAGAUGCUUUGAGAUCUAUGGCGAUGCUGGAGGGCCAGUUGAAGACACUCAGCGCUAGUACAUUAUCGGUAAGCAGCAGUUCGAGUCUUGGUAGUUUGAGCACUACGAGCAGCAAGGGAAGCUUGAGCUCAGGUUUGAGUUUUACGGACAUCUAUGGAGGCCCUCAGUGUUUGGGGCCUGUUCAGCAGGAAAGGCCAGUCGAUAUGGUGGACCUCCACAGGAGAGUCGAGAGGCUUCUUCGAGGCUCUGAGCAGAAUUUGGGAAGUAUGGGGACACCAUCCCCUGGGAGAUCACAACCUAGUCUCUCUCCCAGAUCUAGCCUCUCGUCCGUCAGUCCCCCUGUGUCUCCUCUCUAUGAGAAUGCACCCAUGGGUCCACCUCCUGCUUAUGAACAAGUAGAACUCCAGAGGCGACAGCAGCAGAGACUUCUCGGUCCUGCAACCUCACAUUUAGACAGGUGUCAGCUUGAAGACAAACUCGCUGAAUUGAGAUUGAGUCAGCAAGCCAUUCAGGAACAAAUAACUGCCAGCACUGAGAAACUCAAGUUCAGUCCUCAGCCACCGUUGGAGAUGCAGAGUGGAAAUAUGUCUCAGGGGAGUGGUUUGGGAAGGCCAGCAUUGUCACUUCCUCAGGAACCUCCUUUGUCACCUAUCAGCGAAACUCCACCGCCUAUUGGAAGCAGAUCGAGAGCUAGCAGCUCGGGUACUAAUACGAGAUCCGUUUCUGCGGCUGUUUCGGAUGAAAGUGUUGCAGGAGACUCUGGGGUUUUUGAGGCUUCCAACAGGAGGAGAUUGUCUGGUAUGCAGAGUGUCGAUGCUACUUCCUUUGGUGAGAUGAAUCUGGAGACUGCUCAAGUGCAAAUUAAACUGAGGUAUUCCGUGAGUGACGGCUUACUCCAUAUCGGCAUAGAAAGAGCGAGAAAUCUGGCUGCCCUCUUCAUACCUGACAACUCUCGAGUGUACAUCAAGGCCGCUUUACUGCCCAUGCAACCACCGAUCAAUCACACGUGCUGCACUAAAGCUGUGACGGAUUUGCGAAAACCGACGUUCGGGGAGAGCUUUCCAAUUUCUGUUCCACUCAAUAAAUUAUACACGAAAACAUUACAGGUCAAUGUUUGGUGCACCAGUGGGGAAUCUGAGGAGUGCUUGGGUUCAGCCCAAGUCUCACUUGCAGAUUUCAGUCCCGAGUCCCCAUCGGUGAAAUGGUACAAUAUCCUCUCGUUCCGGUUCAUGCAGCCCUCAGCUCCAGCAACCCCUUCAUCCUCCUCAAAGCAUCGUCACGAUAAACAGGAAUCAGAUAUCUCAGUCUACCGAAGCACUCAGUCCCAAAACACCAAAGAGGAGAGCAGCGAUGAGAGCACUAUAAUCAGCUCGCAGACCUCCACGCUGACCCGCAAUCAGGGCUGUGAAGAGCUUCAAACAGUUGUCUCACUUCGUCUGGAAGAGCUUGAGAACUGCCUUGGGAGUCCAGAAGAGGAGGAUGAGGAACGAGACAGUGACAGUGGCAGUGAGGACAGCGAUGAGGAAGGUAUUCUCGUGGAGUUCAUGAUGGAGGAAAAUGUCCUGGAGGAUGUGCUAGAGCACGAGGAGGAGGAGGAGGAAGAGGAUCUAGAGGAGUCCACGAAGACACAGGACAAGGAGACCAACACGGAGUGCAUUUUUAUACCUGAGCAGGGAAAGCAGAGGAAAUUGUCAGCUGCUGGAAUUGUACCUGGGGCAGUUCACGACGACAAAAAUUCAAUCUUCAUUAAGAGAAGUCAGACAUUCUCACCGAGCGCUGCAGUCAGUAGAAAUCAUUAUAUCUGUCGGUUAAAUAGAAGUGACAGUGACAGUUCAAUGCCUCUUUAUCGGCGUGGUGGACCUUUCCAAAGGAAUUCCGUGGAGAGGAGGUCGUUACGUUGGAGAAGACCUUCGUCAGCCCUAAGUUGCAAAACUGUCUCCAAGAAGUCAACACAUUUACCACAGACUGCUAGAACAUCACUGGAUCUGGAGCUUGACCUUCAGGCACAGCAUGCCAGGCUGAAUAAUCUUCAUGAUGAGCUCAACAGGCUGAGGGAUCUUAAGCAGAGGUUGGAGUCCGCCAGGGAAAAAGGGGACGCCGAUCUUGCUGGAUGGCUAUUGGAGGAUCACAAGUUUCAGAAACUCAUGGCUCAGGCUGAGAGUGGAAAGAAUGGGAAAAGUGCAGAGGAUAAAAAGGUCGAGAAGAUGCUGAAGAAGACGUCCAAGGAGAUUUAUAAAUUGAGGAAGACUAAAGCGGGGAAGGGAAAACCUGAUAUUAUAUCUUUCAAAGAAAAAAUGGCAUUUUUCACUCGAGUUAAUCUCAACGUUCCAGUUCUUCCUCCAGACGAACAAGAAUUUAUCCAAAUUCACCACAAACGUCACUCAUCUGAGCCCUGCACUGGCCACAUCUCUCGUUCAAUUACCCACACAUCAGCAAUAAAUUCAACGAUUAUAAGUGCGCGAAUUGACACUAGAGAAAUGUCUAAAACCAGUACAAGUGUUCAAGUUACAACGAAUGGCACUGACAUGAUUAAACCAAUUCGGGAGAUAACCGAUGAAAAAAGUAAGGAAACAAAUGGCGAGCCGAAGAGGUACGAGUACGUAGUGGACAGAGUCCUCGGUGUUGAGGUUUGAGCAGAAAGAAAAGAAGAUAAAAAAUGUAAAUACAUAAAUUAUUUAAUUCCAAACGAAUGUGCGAUAAAACUAUUUAACUCAUAAAUUCGUUCAGACGAAUAUCUGCUCCAAUUUGUUUCCUAUUUUUCAUCGAUGAUUUUAUUGAGAAAUGGGGCACGUCACCCACCGAGCAGCUGGACUGCCACUGAAAAUGGAGAUAAACAAUCGAAAACAUGGAGAAAAGAAACUAGAAAUCCUGUGCCUUAAAUAUCUAAACCUCCUGGAAUUAAUGCAAUAGAAAAUGUACAAAAUUUUUAAAACGAUUACAGAGAUCGCAAUGUUUUUUUUUUGUCGAGAACAAAAAUCAACGAGUGCCUAGAACUCUGCUCAUACUGAGCUACGUGAUUUUCUUGUGCUUUGUAAUUUAAUAAAGAGUGCCUUCAGAAGAAAAAAAUCAUGAAACGAGGGAGAGACAGAAGAAAAAAUUAUGAAUUCAAACAGUGAUUGAUGACAUAAUGUUUAUGAACAUUGCGUCUGCGUAAGACUCACGACAUUUUGAAAAAUGAAUGGCUUUAGUCACCGGUUUAACUGCCGAGUUAAAUUAAUGGCUUUUUGAAUAAUUGAGGGUUUAUAAUCUCGGUAAAUGUGUAGUUUUAAUAUCUCCGAAUUGAGGGGGAAAAUAAUUCUCAGGUGUUCUUUAUUUCCUUUAACUCUAAUUUUCACCUAUAAAUUAUACCAAAUGAUGAUAGACCUCUUUUGGAAUCGAUUGAAUAGCGAAAUGCAAAAGUUUGUGUAAAAA
This is a messenger RNA of Fopius arisanus, 5891 nucleotides long. It is a transcript of the gene kibra, whose product is annotated as WW and C2 domain containing protein kibra. The coding region runs from base 1262 to 5113 and encodes 1283 amino acids. Gene Ontology annotation, molecular function: molecular adaptor activity; kinase binding. Gene Ontology annotation, cellular component: cytoplasm. The transcript is spliced from 11 exons. Gene Ontology annotation, biological process: regulation of DNA-templated transcription; cell migration; regulation of hippo signaling. The record is from RefSeq and is a predicted model, not a curated record. NCBI's taxonomy places the organism in Eukaryota, Metazoa, Arthropoda, Insecta, Hymenoptera, Braconidae.